UUCAAGCGAACUGAGCGCACCCCAGAAUUAACCAUUGUUGGCAAGCAAUAAUUAUUUCAGAACAACUAUGACUGAAUUAUUAUCCUUACACUUUCAAAAAUACUAGUCGAAUAAGACAUGGGAGAGAUUUAUUAAAUCCGCUACAAAAAUCAGUAGCGGAUUUGGGUACGGGCGACAUGGACAAAUGUAGUAAUGUAGGCUAAACUGACAAAGGAGCAAAGAGCAGAAAUCUGAAGUAGCAAGCAAGUCGCAGCAAUGAAGAACCCGAAGGGGGGAGAAUUCUGGCAGUGGGAGAUUUUCGGCACAACACCGGAAAGCCAUGCUUUGUUAGUGAGUGGCCACAAAGCUACAAUGAAAAAUGUGGGGCAUCAUAGGUGGCUCGUUUCAGCUAGUUUUAUCUUGUUCUUCAUAACUUGUCUUAUUUUGACUGAUUUCAUGUCAAUGCUAGUUAACUAACCAACACUGUAACGAUGUAUUUGAGAGACAAGUGUUCAUUGUGCACAUUUCUUUUUUGUUUUCAAUAAACAUUAGGAGACGAAAUAUAGUUUACACGUUGUCAAUAAUAUAAGCCAACCCUGUCUGAAUUGACCCAUUGUUGCGCACGCGUCGGUAUUAGAAACAGCUCCUUUAAGAAAGUCAGUUUGACGCAAAGAAAAAGUUCAAAGGAGGAAAUAGGAAGUCAGUCUCGAAUGUCAACACAACAAACAAAGCACAAAGAAGAGGAACUGACAGAAAAUUUAAGACGUUUAAGACAAUGGCGAGUAUUAAAGCACUGGUUGGGUUGUCCUUCAGUGGAGCCAUUGGCUUGACAUUCCUCCUGUUGAGCUGUGCCUUGGAGCAAUAUGGGGUGUACUGGCCCCUCUUCGUCCUUUUCUUCUAUGUACUCGCUCCUAUCCCCACCUUUAUAUCCAGAAGGCUCAGUGAUGACAGUGAUGUGGCCAGCAACGCAUGCAGAGAGCUGGCUUACUUCUUCACUACGGGAAUUGUGGUAUCUGCGUUCGCGCUUCCCAUCAUAAUGGCCCGGCGUGCAGUAAUCCAGUUGGGGGCCUGUGGCCUGGUGAUGGCCGGCAACGUUGUCAUCUUCUUCACCAUCCUUGGCUUCUUCCUGGGGUUUGGAGGGGGAGACGACUUCAGCUAGGAGCAGUGAUAGACUGUCUGUGAAUCUCUGGCCAAACAGAGCCACAAUGCCAAAUGGACCCCUAGACCCUAUGCACUUGUGGAGAUCUGAGGGGAUUUGACAGGUGUAAGUAAUAUGGUAAUAGCUCCAUCUUGCCCUCUGAUAGGCUUGCUAGGUGGAAGUUUCACCAUAUUGCUUAUACCAGUCAAAUCUUCUCUGAUCUCCACAAGUGCAUGCGGUGUAGGAUCCAGGGGUCGAUUUGAGAUUAGGCAAUGUGAAGACUGGAUAGGUAUAAGCAUGUGGUGAAAUAUCACCAAGGGAAGAGUGGUUGUUUCUGGACAGGACCCACCUCUCUACAAUUGUAAUUGUAUGUAUGUAUGUAUGUAAUACAAAACUAUAGUUUGUUAACAAGAAAUUUGUGAAGUGGUUGAACUGUAUGUAUGUAUGCACAAAUUUCUUGUUAACAAGUUAUAGUUUUGGCAAGUCGGUUAGGACAUCUACUUUGUGCAUGACACAAGUAAUUUUUCCAACAAUUGUUUACAGACAGAUUAUUUCACUUAUAAUUCACUGUAUCACAAUUCCAGUGUGUCAGAUGUUUACAUACACUAUGUUGACUGUGACUUUAAACAGCUUGGAAAAUUCCAGAAAAUGAUGUCCUGGCUUUAGAAGUUUAUUUUAGGCUAAUUGACAUAAUUUGAGUCAAUUGGAGGUGUACCUGUGGAUGAAUUUCAAGGCAUACCUUCAAACUCAGUGCCUCUGCUUGACAUCAUGGGAAAAUCAAAAGAAAUCAGCCAAGACCUCAGAAUUUCUUUUUUUAGACCUCCACAAGUCUGGUUCAUUCUUGGGAGCAAUUUCCAAAUGCAUGGAGGUACCACGUUCAUCUGUACAAAUAAUAGUACGCAAGUAUAAACACCAUGGGACCACGCAGCCUUCGUACCACUCAGGAAGGAUACGUGUUCUGCCUCCUAAAGAUUAAUGUACUUUGGUGCGAAAAGUGCAAAUCAAUCCCAGAACAACAGCAAAGGAUCUUGUGAAGAUGCUGGAGGAAAUAGGUACAAAAGUAUCUAUAUCCACUGUUACGGAUACAGGUAUCCUGUGUUCUUUUCUCUCCUUCUCCCCUCACAGGUGAAAAUCAUCACUCCCCAAUCAGUCACCAAACAAUCAUCAAUCAGAAGACACACCUCCUCCUUUUUCCUACCCAAUCACAGUUCCUUUCCCUUGGUUUAAAAACCCUGUCAGUUGUUUGCUCUAGAGCGCAAUCUCUCUGUAAAUGCCAUAUGUCUGUAGAUUGCUCUUUUUAACCCUCUCCUACUAUGUCUAUCUCUCUUUAUGUAUUGAGCUAUAUUUUGUUUGAGCACCUCCAUAUCACUUUGUCCUCACCUGUGAGUAUUGUUUUUGGUUAUGGUGUUUGUUUUCUGGUGGGAAAAGGGGGAACCAGGACAAGUUGCCCAUGUGCAUACACUACCUGUAGGUAAACUUUGUUAAAUACCCUAGUUAGAACUGGGUGGACCACCCACUGUAUUUUUGGUUAGUUAGUUAGCUGUUGUUGAAAUAGGCUAGUCUAGCUUAGGGGUGUUUUUGGAUGCUUAUUGUUUCUUUCCUUGGGUCCAGCUCAGCCCCUUUUCCUGCUCCCCCCAUUACCGUGUGUUUUCCAAUAAGUCAUGUGUUUGACGGUAAUUUAGUUGUCUGUGGUUAUUUUGCUCUCACUUUUUUACUUGUUGUAAUCACCACAUUCUGUUUCUAUUCUUUUCAAUGUAUCUUGCUUAUUUAAGUAUAAGCAUUUCAAAUGAUCUACCCAUACUCAUUCUUGCAGUUGAUUACGUGUGUACUUUUGUUUAUGGAUUUAUGUGUUUAUCCGUAUCGAUUUUUGGGUAUGACUAGAUAAUCAGGUCAAGGUGUAGUCAACGUUUUUGUAGUUUGUCAUUUUAAAUAUUUAGCUCAAAGAGGCCUUGAUGCAAAUGUUUACAGUAAUACCAAACGACAGUUAAGAAAAUAAGUUAGACACGAGUCACCCACCAUGGUUUCUGACGAGUGUCUAUGAUUAUUAAACGCAUUAUUAAUUCUAAUAUGUGUUUAAUAUGUUUAUAUUCACUGAGGACAGAAGCCAAAAUGGGGUUUUGUGAACCAUGGGCUACAUUGGUACAGUAGAUGAAUGGUGAGUUUUCACAUGGAAUGUUAAUACUAUAUAUUUAGCUGUUUUUUGUUCUAACGAAGUGCCCACUUUUCUGUUCACCCAAAAGUGCCUAGUGAAAUGUACUAUUUUUACUGAUUCAAAAAGUUGAGUCACUUUUUACAUUCUAUAUUGGUAUAGCCUCAGAGCCCAUAGUGCAUUAUAUAAUUAUGUUUUGCAAUAUUCCAAUUAAUAACCGAAGGUAACAACACCACUUCAUACUGAUUUAAUGUUGCUAGAAGUAUGCUAUAAUGUCUUGUUUUCACCGAAGGGUCAAAUUAAUUAACAUUUCCGCAUGAUCUCAUAUCAUGAAAUUAAUUUUUUAUUAUUAUACUAUAUGUGUCUCAUUAGCUAUCAUUCAUUAUGAAGUCUUUGUGUUGCACAUACAUGUACUGUAAGCGUGAACCCCAAACUUAACAGCACUUUCAAAACACUAGAGAGCACUAGAGAGACCUGUAAUUGAAACUCCUGACAAAAUCCUAUACAUAGUCUGUUUUCUAACAUUAAUUAAAGCACUAUUGAAAUAUA
This is a messenger RNA of Oncorhynchus nerka (sockeye salmon), 3815 nucleotides long. RefSeq names its product leptin receptor gene-related protein-like. Gene Ontology annotation, cellular component: endosome. The transcript has 4 exons. Lineage: Eukaryota; Metazoa; Chordata; Actinopteri; Salmoniformes; Salmonidae. Gene Ontology annotation, biological process: negative regulation of growth hormone receptor signaling pathway; late endosome to vacuole transport via multivesicular body sorting pathway. The record is from RefSeq and is a predicted model, not a curated record. The coding region runs from base 755 to 1138 and encodes 127 amino acids.